AUGUCAAUCACCAACCUGCUACUCAACAAAUUCCCAGAUUCUUCCGUCAGUUCCACUCCGAUCUCCUCGAUGACCGCCCAGAAUAAAGACCAGAACCAGCUCUCAAAUCUUUACAAUCAGUCAAUGGCCCCCGGAAAACCUCUGUUUACUGAGCGAGGACUCUCUGUCCUCACCGGCAGCCGGGCGUCCCCCGACGCUGCCAUGCCCUCGGCGAUCUCUGAACCGGUCCGCUCAGUUGGCGCCAUCGGCAGCUCUCGCCCCGGUCCAAGGCUCCCCGAUCACGGCCAGACUCACUUCGGUCACAUCUCGAAUAGUGGGUUGAAGAACCCGAUAUGGCCGGAAGCGGACGGCACCGCCGGCCGCGUCCCCUCUUCAAAUCCACGCGAGCUUAUCCCAGUGCGAGAGGAACCCACUGCUGCGACCGGCGGCACCAUCAGCUCGGGUGGGUAUACACUCAGCUCAAGCAUGUGGGCAGCUCCGCCAUCCAAUGGAGCCACUCAUCCUAGCCAUCCAGACAAGCGCAAUAACCACAGCAACUUCAGGCCCGUUCCUCCACUCAAGGAGCCCGACACGACUCCGAACCCCCCGCACCAGCAACCUGAGCCUGUCGCUUCCCUCGACCGAUAG
Molecule: messenger RNA, 627 nt
Organism: Puccinia triticina
Lineage: Eukaryota; Fungi; Basidiomycota; Pucciniomycetes; Pucciniales; Pucciniaceae
Exons: 2
Coding region: 1-627 (208 amino acids)
Source: RefSeq, a predicted model, not a curated record